UUUGCGACAGUGCCGUACAGAGUGAAGUCUCUCCAGAUACCGGCUGAGGGAAACGCAGCAACAAGAGAAAGGAAAACAUUUCAGUCUCGUUUUUUCCAACUUGGAUUCUCACCCAACACCGUGCAUCCCCUCCGGUAGGAACAAUUUGACCGGAAAACUCCAUGCUGAAGCUGGGCUGCGGACGAGAGAAAUCUACUGAACCGAGCUCGCGGUUGUAGCCUAGUUGCCUCCCAAAAGCGACGCUUUAAAAAGGGAAGGAGAAUACACCUAUAGCACAAACUGUGGGGAAAAUGGACUAUGAUUUUAAAGUGAAGCUGACCGGCGAAAGAGAGCGCGUCGAGGACCUGUUUGAGUACGAGGGCUGCAAAGUGGGAAGAGGCACCUACGGUCAUGUUUACAAGGCGAAGAGAAAAGAUGGGAAGGAUGAUAAGGACUACGCCCUCAAGCAGAUUGAAGGCACCGGCAUCUCCAUGUCAGCCUGCAGAGAGAUCGCACUGCUGCGGGAGCUGAAGCAUCCCAACGUCAUCUCCCUGCAGAAGGUGUUCCUGUCACACGCAGACCGAAAAGUCUGGCUGCUCUUUGACUAUGCCGAACAUGACCUCUGGCACAUCAUUAAGUUCCACAGAGCGUCCAAGGCCAACAAGAAGCCCCUGCAGCUGCCCAGAGGAAUGGUGAAGUCUCUGCUCUACCAGAUCCUGGACGGCAUCCAUUACCUGCACGCCAACUGGGUCCUCCACAGAGACCUCAAACCAGCUAACAUUUUAGUGAUGGGAGAAGGGCCAGAGAGGGGCAGAGUAAAGAUUGCGGACAUGGGGUUUGCCCGCCUCUUCAAUUCACCGCUGAAGCCUUUAGCCGAUCUGGACCCUGUGGUGGUCACCUUCUGGUACCGAGCACCUGAACUGCUGCUGGGGGCUCGGCACUACACCAAAGCCAUCGAUAUCUGGGCGAUUGGCUGCAUCUUUGCAGAGCUGCUGACGUCUGAGCCCAUAUUCCACUGUCGCCAGGAGGACAUCAAGACCAGUAACCCCUACCAUCACGACCAACUCGACCGCAUCUUCAACGUCAUGGGCUUCCCUGCAGAUAAAGACUGGGAGGACAUCAAAAAGAUGCCAGAACACUCCACGCUGAUGAAAGACUUUAGGAGGAACACAUACACAAACUGCAGCCUUACAAAGUACAUGGAAAAACAUAAAGUGAAACCAGACAGCAAAGCAUUCCACUUGCUGCAGAAGCUGCUCACCAUGGACCCCAUCCGCAGAAUCACAUCAGAGCAGGCCAUGCAGGACCCCUACUUUUUAGAGGAGCCCCUGCCGACUUCAGAUGUGUUUGCAGGCUGCCAGAUUCCCUACCCCAAGAGGGAGUUCCUGACGGAGGAGGAGCCGGAGGACAAAGCAGAGAAAGUAAGAAAUAAAAACCAGCAGCAGCAACAGGGGAACAACCACACAAAUGGGGCGGGGCACACCGGUAACCAAGACAACAGCCACACCCAGGGCCCGCCUCUGAAGAAAGUGCGAGUCGUCCCCCCCACCACUACCUCAGGUGGCCUCAUCAUGAACUCAGACUACCAGCGCUCCAAUCCACACGCUGCCUACCAGAACCCUGGACCAAGCACAUCACUGCCCCAAAGCAGCAUGGGAUACUCCUCGACCUCCCAGCAGCCGCCGCAGUACUCCCACCAGACCCACCGCUACUGAGACACCCCUCCCACACACACACAUAUACAAUCAUACACAUAUAUACGCAUACACAGCCCUCACCCUGCCCAUCUGAAAGAAUGUACUGAGGGAUGUGGUGGGGAUGUCCAAGGCAACAAACCCCCCCCCAACCUACAGAGGGCACUUUCUCUGCAGCAGGCUGUUAGGUCAGCACUUCUUCAAGAUAACACACACAUUUCCCCGGUGUUAGAACACGACUUUUAGAGCAACACCUGCAGGGUGAAACACAAGGAGGAGGAGCGGACACUUUGGUGGAGUCCAACCUGUUUCUGUUUUCUUAAUCAGACCAGCCGAGAGAAGAUGGCUUGGAUUUUUUUUGGGGGGGGGGGGGGGGAACGUUUCGUCUGCUGUGUCAUCUCCUCCCCUCUUCUUCUUCACCUGUCUCCACACCCCCACCUUCCCCAGCCAUUGACCUUCUUCCCGUUGAAGCUUGGAUGAGACUGAGAGCUGCUAUGUGACUGCCAGCGGUGACAGAUUUCCUGUUCGACUGUCCUCCCGUCUGUCCUCCUGUCUGUCCUCCCGUCUGUCCUCCCGUCUGUCCUCCCGUCUGUCCUCCCGUCUGUCCUCCCGUCUGUCUUCCCGUCUGUCCUCCCGUCUGUCCUCCCGUCUGUCCUCCCGUCUGUCCCCCCGUCUGUCCCCCCGUCUGUCCUCCCGUCUGUCCUCCCGUCUGUCCUCCCGUCUGUCCUCCCGUCUGUCCUCCCGUCUGUCCUCCCGUCUAUCCUCCUGUCUAUCUGUUUUAUUUUGUGUGUGAGGGCUCAGCUGAGGACUGAACUGAGCUGCUGUGAUGCAUUCUGGGAGGAUGUGGAGCCCCCACAGCUGUGACGCGGAUGGUUUUUGUUCAGAAGGACAACAAAAAAAAGAUGACAAAAAAAUAUUUUAGUAGUUAAUUUAAUCAGUUUUCAUGGUUUUGUUUUUAACGGCGAGUGUGUCUGAGCGCUCAGCUGCGGUACGCUGUGGGCUAGACGUACUACAUGAUGACAAAACCAACCAAUCGCAUGGAGGAUGGCAGGCGGAACAUGCAUUACUGUAUUGAAAUUUUACAUGAAGCAAGUAUCCUGACAAUAAAAGUGGAAACAUUGA
This is a messenger RNA of Trematomus bernacchii (emerald rockcod), 2795 nucleotides long. RefSeq names its product cyclin-dependent kinase 8 (gene cdk8). NCBI's taxonomy places the organism in Eukaryota, Metazoa, Chordata, Actinopteri, Perciformes, Nototheniidae. The record is from RefSeq and is a predicted model, not a curated record. Gene Ontology annotation, biological process: protein phosphorylation. Gene Ontology annotation, molecular function: cyclin-dependent protein serine/threonine kinase activity; ATP binding; RNA polymerase II CTD heptapeptide repeat kinase activity. Gene Ontology annotation, cellular component: nucleus; mediator complex. The transcript has 13 exons. Bases 291 to 1694 code for a protein of 467 amino acids.